AGCAAAGUUGAGCAAAAAAUUUGGCCACUCCACCAGUUCUGUGCACAAUAUCUGUUUUAUGUGCAUAGGCAGAUACAUCAAAUCAAAGAUUGAUGAGAACAUAAGUAGCAUAAAGUGCCCAAAGCUGGAUUGUGGAAAAUCCCUAACUCCUCUGGAAUGCCGGCCGAUAAUCCCAUCAGCACUCUUCGUGAAGUGGUCCGAUGCUCUCUGCAGAUCAUAUGUUUCAGCUUACGCAAGCUGCUCCUGCCCUUAUCAGAACUGCUCUGAGCUGAUCCUUAACGAGUGCAACGAGGAGACCACGAAAUGUGCGUGCCCUCGAUGCAAGAGGCUCAUCUGCUACAAGUGUAGGGUUCCAUGGCACGCUGGGUUUAAGUGCGGUGAGAGAUCUCAAGAAAGGGAUGUAAACGACGCUCGGUUCGAUCUUUUGGUUAAAAAAUUGAAGUGGACAAGAUGCCCUAGAUGUGGCCAGUCGAUAGAGCGCGUUGGUGGCUGUCGCUUUGUUGAGUGCAGAUGUCACACAAUAUAUUGCCAUCAAUGUGGUUCCGAAAGAUGCUAUAGUUCACGUGGUUAUGCAGAAGGAUGUUAUUUACAUGCUAUUGAUAAACAGAAUGCUUGA
Molecule: messenger RNA, 616 nt
Organism: Salvia hispanica
Lineage: Eukaryota; Viridiplantae; Streptophyta; Magnoliopsida; Lamiales; Lamiaceae
Source: RefSeq, a predicted model, not a curated record